Capronia coronata CBS 617.96 is the source of this 891-nucleotide messenger RNA. RefSeq names its product 2,3-bisphosphoglycerate-dependent phosphoglycerate mutase. Gene Ontology annotation, biological process: ribose phosphate biosynthetic process. The record is from RefSeq and is a predicted model, not a curated record. The coding region runs from base 1 to 891 and encodes 296 amino acids. The transcript is spliced from 2 exons. Gene Ontology annotation, molecular function: sedoheptulose-bisphosphatase activity. NCBI's taxonomy places the organism in Eukaryota, Fungi, Ascomycota, Eurotiomycetes, Chaetothyriales, Herpotrichiellaceae.
AUGACCACACCGCGCUGUUUCAUCGUCCGCCACGGCGAAACCGAAUGGUCCCUUUCGGGUAAACACACAGGCACGACGGAUAUUCCCUUGACGAAAAACGGCGAGAAACGAGUCCGCGCCACGGGGAGGGCGUUGGUCGGCGAUGAUAGAUUGAUCGUACCUAGGCAGUUGGUGCAUAUCUACGUCUCCCCGCGCCGCCGAGCGCAACGAACGCUCGAACUACUCAACCUCGGCUGCCACCACCCCUAUCCCUGGGAAUCCAGCACGACCGACACCUCCUCCAGUUCCAAGCAUCUUCUUGAAUCCAGUCCGCCGCGCUACAAGACCGACGCGCACGUCACGAUCGACGACCGCAUCGCCGAAUGGGACUACGGCGACUACGAAGGCAUCACGAGCGCCGAGAUCCGCGAGAUGCGCAAGAAGCAGGGUCUCCCGCCCUGGGAUAUAUGGCGAGACGGCUGUCCUGGCGGCGAGUCGCCCGAGGACAUCAUCCGGCGCGUGGACAGCCUGAUUGCGGAAAUCAGAGACCGCUACCACGCCCCCGUCAUCGGGAAACCUAAGGACUCGGGCCUCGCGGGCGACGUCUUGGUCGUCGGCCAUGGUCAUAUCCUGCGCGCGUUUGCCAUUCGCUGGGUCGGGCAGUCGCUGACGCAGACGUCGUUGAUCAUGGAAGCUGGAGGCGUGGGGACCUUGAGUUACGAGCACCAUAAUAUCCACGAGCCGGCUAUUUUGUUGGGUGGUGGCUUUGUUGUCGGCGAGGAGAAGGCGGAGAUUGAAAGGGCUGAGAGGGAAGAGAAGGAAAAGGAGGAGGAAAAGGAGAAGGAAAAGGAGGAGGAAAAGGAGAAGGAAAAGGAGAAGGAGAAGGAGAAGGAGAAACAACUGCAGAAUUAG